CGAUAAAAGUUUUAAACUAUAGGUGGCCUCGGUCAGACCGGCAUAAAAUCAAAUUCAGAACAGUGCGCGCACAAAUAACGGCAAUAGGCACACGUAAUUGGCGUCUGAAAUACCCUGCUGACAGUAAACAUCUCAUCUCGUUCAUCAAGUACCCGCUGAAUUCCACCCAGAGAGCGAGAGAGAGCCGGAAAGAGCGUAAGCUUGUUCAGAAUCGCAUCUGCAUCGGGUAAAAUCGCUAACCCCAUGUAUAUUUUGUUAGUAUGACGGCAAUAAUACUCCUGGUCUGCCACUCCGUUCGCGAACUCGUCGAUCUCUCAGAUGCGCUGUGGCAGAACGCCUUUAAUAUCGAGCAAAGUUUAAACUAUUACCGCAUCAAGCGCCGCUUGCAGCUGUUUCGAUUUCACUGCCGCGAGUUGUGGUUGCGUCAGUCCCUGAAUAACUCUGGCACGAUGCAUCGGAGGCCAGACAUCGAUUUUGCAGCUAUUGAGGCGGGUGCAGAAUGCAUCCAAAAUAUAGAUACUUUUGACUGCUCCACGAGGGAGUUACACGAAAGGUUCCAGCAGUCAGAGGGCCGGCACCUUAUGCCGUUGGACUUGGACAUCGAGGUGGUGGAUGGAAAAGAGUGUCAAGCCUCAUUUUACGAAUAUCCAGAUGCAGUGCCAAAGUACUUCAACGAUCAAAUUGGACAAUUGAGCGAGGGGAUCAGUUUCACCGUUACCGGGAAUCUGGCUGUAAACUGUGAGAGAUUCUCUAUCAAUCUUGUUCAUAACAAUGUGACCCGAGAUGUGGCGCUCCACAUUAAUCCCCGGCUGCCACAAAACUACAUUGUUCGUAACACCAAAGUACAGGAUAUAUGGGGAAGUGAGGAAGUUUCAUCGGCAUUGCCCUUCCUUCUAACUCGCGGCGAUAAGUUUUCCAUUCAAGUGCUUGUUACUGACGCAUGCUAUAUGAUAUCGGUAAACGGACAGCACUUCGCAGCAUACAAACAUCGAAUUCCUUAUAGAGAUGUCAGCAUUCUGGAAGUCAAAGGUGAUGUUAGUAACGUGGAAAUGCAGCGAACGUUGGUCCUAACCUAUCCUCAACGAUUGCCCGAGUCCGAGGCAAAAAACAUUGAGCUCCACAUUGAUGAUGAGAUUGAUGAAAUUGACGCCAGCGUCGAGGAGACCGUCAAAAUACCUCAUGAGUGGUGCCUUAUUAACGCUCCGAUCACACAGUCAGACGGGUCACCAAAGAGUACUCACAGUUCCAAUGAUUUUGGACUUACCUUACCCUAUUAUGGAGCACUGCCGCCAAAUUCGUUGGUCGAAGGUCGAUGUCUGAAGAUUGAAGGGCGAGUGCGCCUGCUUCCACACUCUUUUUACAUAAACCUACAAAAGGGGCAGGACAUUUGGCCCCAUCCAGUCGUAGCAUUCCACUUAAAUCCACGCUUUUCAAAAGCAAGCAGCGGCGCCUUAGGAAAGGCGGUGGUGUGUCGUAAUGCCUGGUUAAACGGUGCCUGGGCGGAAGAGGAACGUUCGGAGUUUGACACAAACUUUCGUCCCGGCCGAACUUUCAGUUUGGUCAUUGUAUGUACCAAAGACGCCUAUGAGGUUUAUGUGAAUCGGCAAUUUAUGACCGAUUUUAAGUAUAAGGUCAGCCCUGCGUUGGUUGAUACCGUAUAUAUACAAGGAGAUGUUAAACUGUGGAAUGUAACGUUGGAACAAAAUCCUCUUAUUAAGGGUAAAAAUGUACGCGUCUACCACAACCCUUUGUAUACAGAUGAAUAUUAGUUAUUUGUGGCUAGGCCUCAGCAACCAGCGUAAAUGGUUUUAUUUCCUUGUUCUUGUUUUCUCAGUAAUUAAGUGACAAUAAUUAAGUGAUAGGCUGCUGUUUUUCAUAAUUUUUAAAUAAUGUAAUAUUUUUUAACCAUUAAAGCUACGGGGUGUUACCCGAUUUAUAUUAUUGUAA
Molecule: messenger RNA, 1947 nt
Organism: Drosophila takahashii
Lineage: Eukaryota; Metazoa; Arthropoda; Insecta; Diptera; Drosophilidae
Gene: galectin
Product: galectin
Molecular function (GO): carbohydrate binding
Source: RefSeq, a predicted model, not a curated record